Messenger RNA from Dothidotthia symphoricarpi CBS 119687, 1157 nucleotides. Its product is annotated as terpenoid synthase. Lineage: Eukaryota; Fungi; Ascomycota; Dothideomycetes; Pleosporales; Dothidotthiaceae. Gene Ontology annotation, molecular function: carbon-oxygen lyase activity, acting on phosphates. Bases 18 to 1157 code for a protein of 379 amino acids. The record is from RefSeq and is a predicted model, not a curated record. The transcript is spliced from 4 exons.
CCACUACAAAGCUGGCCAUGCCUAAUGCAGUCGCUUCAGACGAACGUAUCGUCAACGCCUGCAGCACAUUGUUUGUAGCGUACAAUUAUUCUUCCGACUCAACCCUAGCGCUAGACAGCAACUUGCCUGAUGCUAUUCUAAGUAGGAUCGCAAGCUGGGGGCUUGGAUAUGAGAACGAGGAGAAGCAUGUCUUUAUGACUCAGUUUUCGGCUGCGGUGCCAGAUCUGAUGUUCCGUUCUCACCCAUUCGAGGUCAAGGUCCAUAUCGGGACGUGGAUAUGGCUCAGCUACACGAUCGAAUUCGACACGGCAUCCAUAGGUCAAGCCGCCAUCUCCCAAUUUCAGCGACUAUUCGUGGCUCAGAAGCCCCAGCAGCACCCUCUUCUGGACCGAUAUGCGGCGAUAUUGGCAAAUACAUACGACUUCUCAUGGGACCAGCUCGCUAGUGAUUGCAUCAUCACAUCCUCCAUGCAGUUGAUAUGGACAUGCGUUCUUGAGCCCAAGCCUAUCUACAGAGCCAUGCCAUCCCUCUCUGGAGGCCAUCUGUGGCCUGCAACUAUUCGGUCGCGCAAUGGUCUUGGAGAGGCGUUGAGCUUUAUGACCUUCCUUCCACCAAAGGAAAUCGCACAUAAUGAAAAAGAUUUUGUCACGUAUCUCCAGGCUAUUCCACAGAUUCAGAUCUUCCUGAAUUUCACAAACGAUAUCCUACGAUUCAAAUCGGAAGAGGUCACGAAGGAGCAUCAGAACUAUGUUCGCGAGCGCUCGGCUCAUCAUCCGGACCAAAACCUUGCGGACACAUUGGACGAGAUGGUCCUUGAAGCAGCAGCCGCAGUUCAAGCUGUCGAUGAUUUGUUGAAAGGUGCUGGGUGGAUUGAGGAUAGGUGGAAGGAUUUGAGGCAGGGAUUCGUGGCGAUGCAUCGAUGGAACAAGGCACCCUACAUGCGGGACGCUAUGGGCUUAUCGGAGGAGAUUGCAUACAAACAAGUCAUGGACAGACGGAAUAGAAGAUCGCGCUUUGUCUUCGAAUUUAUCUGUGUGGUAUCCACCACGCUACGCACCGGAGCUCGAGCCGGAGGCACAGAUGAAAUCGAUCCGGCACUAGAUGUAUGCAGUAUCACAUACCUCGAUCACAUCGUAUACGUCAAGCUGGUUGAUUAG